Molecule: messenger RNA, 1974 nt
Organism: Onthophagus taurus
Lineage: Eukaryota; Metazoa; Arthropoda; Insecta; Coleoptera; Scarabaeidae
Gene: JMJD4
Product: Jumonji domain containing 4
Biological process (GO): positive regulation of translational termination; protein hydroxylation
Cellular component (GO): cytoplasm; nucleus
Molecular function (GO): sequence-specific DNA binding; 2-oxoglutarate-dependent dioxygenase activity
Source: RefSeq, a predicted model, not a curated record
UUGAGCCGUUAAAAUUAUCACUAUAAGAUAUUGAUAACAGGAAAUAUUCAAUACCACAAACCGCGUAUCGAUGUUGUAAGCAACUGGACAAAGAAAUUUAUUGUUCUAAGAUUUAAGUUGGUAGCUCCGAAAUUUAAAUGGAGGGAAAAUUCAAACUUGAAAUUAAUUUAGGAAGUGAAAAUAUUACUGAAGACAUCAAGAUUGAUGUUGUUAAUAACGAUUAUUCGUAUAACAAUUUCUUUAAUCGAUACUUAAUAAAUAAUAAUCCAGUUGUAAUUAAGAACAUUUCAAAUUGGGAUUGUAUAAAAGAUUGGAUUAAUGAGGAUGGUAUAAAUUUUUCUUAUUUGGAGGAAAAAUAUGGAGAUUCACCAGUUAUGAUAUAUAAUUGCAAAAUACCUCAUUAUAAUAGUCAGAAAACUGAGUGCACAACCCUUCGAGACUAUUUAAACAGCUGGGCAAAAGCAAAAGAUGAUUUAUUGUAUUUAAAAGAUUGGCAUUUAAAAAAUCAAAAACCAGAUGAUAAUUUUUAUAGAGUUCCUAUUUAUUUUGCUUCUGAUUGGUUAAAUGAGUAUUUCUGCGAAUGUUUAAAAGAUGAUUAUAGAUUUGUUUAUAUUGGACCAAAAAAUACAUGGACACCAUUUCAUCAAGAUGUCUUUUCAUCUUACAGCUGGUCUACCAAUAUAUUCGGUCAAAAGAAAUGGUUGUUAUUUCCACCUGGUGAAGAAUUAAAACUUUUAGAUAACCUAGGAAAUUUACCAUAUGAUUUAGAAAAAGUUGAUUUAAAAAAUUGCAAAUAUUACGAAAUAAUUCAAGAAUCAUCAGAAGCGAUUUUCAUUCCAUCAGGAUGGUAUCAUCAAGUUUGGAAUUUAAAAGACAGCAUUUCGAUUAAUCAUAAUUGGGUAAAUGGAUGCAAUAUAAAAAUGAUGUGGAAAUCUUUAUGUGAUAACUUAAAUAACGUUCGAAAAGAAAUUGAGGAUUGUAAAGAAAUGGAAAACUUUGAGGAUCACUGUCAAGUAAUGUUAAAAGCAUCGUUUGGUAUUGAUUUACAGGGAUUUUAUGAAAUGUUGAGUUACAUUGCUGGUAAAAGGAUUAAUUUAUUGAAAAAUAACGUUGAAAUAAUUCUAUUUGAUUGUUAUUCAUUAGGGGAAAAUCAUGCAAUUUUUGAUCUUAAAUGUAUUUUGGAGAUUUUUGAGUUAUUUAUUCAAAAUGGUUUUGUUAGAUUUAUUAAUAAUAAGAAUGACUGUAUUUUUGAAUUGGUUGAAAAUAUUAAAGUAUGGGUUAAUUAAUAGAAUGUGUUAACGAUUUGAUGUAUCAGAAAUAUCAAAUGAAACAUGAUUAAAGAGACAAAUUACAGGGCACUACACUUUCUUGGUUGUCUUCAGUGACCAGCUCAGAAUAAUUUGUUGAUUAAUGUUUCUCUGAGGUUGACUAUUGUUAAAUUUCUUGUAACAUUUUCCAGGCAUAUGUUGAGAGUAAGUGUGUUAUAAUAGGGGGUUAGGCCGUCCCCCUAUUUCAGACCCUCUGUGAGGUACUAGCUUACAAAAAUCUGAGACUUAUCCCAAGAGGAACAUCUUUAUACUUCUUUUUUCAAAUAUGUCUGAAAAACUUAAAUCAUUCAAGUCAAACCACUUGAAAGAAAUAAGAAGAGCAACAAUUUAAAGUAUAAUUAAUUAAUAAACAGCAAAUAAUAAAUUUAUUAGCUUAAAAAUCGAUAACAAAAUAUAUAACUUUAUUACGCAUGCGCGUGAACUGUCAACAAUACAAUUUUCAUUGAAUUCAGUAAAACCCUAUUACUAUUUUAAAGUUUAAUUUUAUAAUAAUUCAUAAGUAUUAAUAUACUAUACAUUUUAAUAGUUUAUUUUUAUAAAAUUAUAUUUAUAAAUUUGAAUUUGUGUCAAUAAAUGAUGUGUAAGAACGUAAGAUGUCGCCACUUUAAGUUAAAAAUAAUUUGAAAGUAUGUUUUUAAAUUUAAAA